Messenger RNA from Ogataea philodendri, 738 nucleotides. RefSeq lists its product as uncharacterized. The record is from RefSeq and is a predicted model, not a curated record. The coding region runs from base 1 to 738 and encodes 245 amino acids. The transcript has a single exon. Gene Ontology annotation, biological process: regulation of transcription by RNA polymerase II. Gene Ontology annotation, molecular function: RNA polymerase II cis-regulatory region sequence-specific DNA binding; DNA-binding transcription factor activity, RNA polymerase II-specific. Gene Ontology annotation, cellular component: chromatin. Lineage: Eukaryota; Fungi; Ascomycota; Pichiomycetes; Pichiales; Pichiaceae.
AUGCCUAAAAACUCCUCCACCAAAAAGCACAAGGGCCGUAUUUUCCAGUGCGUGGGCUACGACAACUGCUCCAUGUCCUUCACCAGGUCCGAGCACUUGGCUCGCCACAUUAGAAAGCACACCGGUGAGCGUCCGUUCAAGUGCGAACACUGUGCUCGUAGAUUCUCCAGACUGGACAACUUGAGACAACACAAACAAACAGUCCACAUUUACGAGAACUUCAUUCUCACCUAUCCUGGUGAGAAGGUCAACGUUAGAAUGAAAUCUGAGGAAACUGAACAGCAUUCCGUGCCUGUUCCUGGCCCCGUUUCAAAAGUGCCUGCCGUGGUGCAACAGGGGGCAAUGCUCCCGCCACCCCGCAGAAGCAUUCUCCUUGCUAAUAACAACGAAUUCCGCCCCCACCUGUCCAACAAACCGGGCCCUAUUCUUGUGCAAAACUCCAACUUCUCCCCUCAUGGUUCUCAACUCCCUACUCCAAAGUCGAGCGCUGUCCAACCUACCUCUGCUCCUACAAGCAGAGUCAACUCUCCUCACUCGGUCUCCUUCAUUAUGAACAACUACAAUACACCUGUGUCCGCAGGUACCCCAACCAAUACCAAGAACUGGCUGAGCAACGUGCUUAAUACCCAGAUGGCCACUCCGGACUCGGCUGCUGCGCACACCCUUGCCACUAUGGGAAUGCCCCACACCCCUUCCUCGUCUUACAGACUACCUGCCCUCAACGAAUUGGGCAUCUAA